Messenger RNA from Penicillium mononematosum, 768 nucleotides. RefSeq names its product SDR family NAD(P)-dependent oxidoreductase. NCBI's taxonomy places the organism in Eukaryota, Fungi, Ascomycota, Eurotiomycetes, Eurotiales, Aspergillaceae. Bases 1 to 768 code for a protein of 255 amino acids. The record is from RefSeq and is a predicted model, not a curated record. The transcript is spliced from 4 exons.
AUGUCACUCCUUCAAGACAUUGUCUUGAUCAUCACAGGCAGCGCGUCAGGAAUCGGACUGGCAACAGCCACCGCAGCUCUAAGCCAAGGGGCUAAAAUCCUAGGUGUUGAUGUCUCAUCGGCGCCUGUGUCACUCAGUGAACAUGCAAGUUACAAGUUUAUACAGGGGGAUCUCACACAUGAGGCAACACCGAAGCAAGUGGUAGAAACAUGUAUCAAAGAGUUCGGACGAAUCGAUGGUCUGCUCAACAUUGCCGGUAUCAUGGACCGGAAUUCCAGCGUCGAUAGUCUUUCAGAUGAUAUGUGGGAGCGAUGCAUUGCAAUCAAUUUGACUGCCCCAGUAAAGCUCAUGCGUGAGGUAAUUCCUAUCAUGCGACAGCAGAAGAGCGGAAGUAUUGUCAACGUCGGGAGUAAAGCAGCCACAAGUGGUGCUGCGUCCGGCGUCGCUUACACAGCCAGUAAACACGGGCUGAUGGGUGCAACCAAAAAUGUUGCUUGGCGGUACAAGCAAGAGGGGAUUCGCUGCAAUGCCGUUUGUCCGGGUGGAGUUCCAACUGGCAUAGUACAAGCCUCCGAUCCAACCACUUGGGACAAGGAUGCACUAGCGACAAUGUCGCAUAUCCACCAGGCACAUGCUGCUGAUAGGCAGGAAGGCCUGGGGGUCGAGGCCGAGGAUAUUGCCAAUUGUCUCCUCUUCCUGGUCUCUAGUCAGAGCAAGAGAAUUAACGGGGCGAUCAUUCCCGUCGACAAUGCUUGGUCCGUGAUCUAG